Messenger RNA from Arachis stenosperma, 1570 nucleotides. RefSeq lists its product as uncharacterized. The transcript is spliced from 6 exons. The record is from RefSeq and is a predicted model, not a curated record. Lineage: Eukaryota; Viridiplantae; Streptophyta; Magnoliopsida; Fabales; Fabaceae. The coding region runs from base 305 to 1390 and encodes 361 amino acids. Gene Ontology annotation, biological process: cytosolic ribosome assembly; ribosome biogenesis.
UUCUGUCGGAAAAUUCUCCCCAACUCACACUAUACCUUCUCUUUCAAAAAUCAACACAACACCGCUGUCUUCUCUUCCAGCUCCUACCAGCUUGCCACCACCGCUCCGCCCUUCAUCUCCUGCCACCACCUCCGCCAUCGAUACAAGCUUCUUGCCGCCGCCGAUUAUCGUUUCUCUUCGAUUCUUCUUCACGCCGCAGCCUCCAUUUCCUUCCUCCGCCGACGCAGGCUUACGUCGAGAACAAGCAACGAAGUUGGAAGUGAUAGUCAAAGAUAAGUAGACAGAUACAUAUUGUAUUGGAGAGAUGUCGCGGACGCUGGUGCAGCCGAUAGGGCAGAAGAGGCUGACCAACGUGGCCGUCGUGCGACUCAAGAAGCAUGGCAUGCGCUUUGAGAUCGCCUGCUACCCCAAUACUGUCCUCGCUUGGCGUUCCGGCGUGGAGAAGGACCUGGAUGAAGUGUUGCAGUCACAUACUGUUUAUUCCAAUGUUUCCAAAGGUGUUCUUGCCAAGUCAAAGGAUUUGAUUGCUGCUUUUGGGACCAAUGAUCAGACCAAGAUAUGCUUAGAGGUUUUGAAGAAAGGGGAACUUCAGGUUGCCGGGAAAGAAAGGGAAUCCUUGCUGUCGAGUCAGUUCAGGGAUAUUGCCACCAUUGUGAUGCAGAAGACAUACAAUCCUGAGACGCAGCGCCCUUACACUAUUAGCAUGAUUGAGCGCCUGAUGAGGGACAUUCAUUUUGCUGUUGAUCCAAAUAGCAGUUCCAAGAAGCAGGCUUUGGAGCUGAUUCAGGAGCUUCAAAAGCAUUACCCUAUAAAACGAUGUCCGUUAAGAAUCCGAGUUGCUGCUCCUGAGGAGGAAGUGCCUGCCCUUUUAGAAAAGUUGAAUGAGUGGAAGUCUACCAUUAUUUCUAAAGAAGGAUCUUCUGGUCAGCUAUCUGUUAUCUUUGAAUUGGAACCAGGUCUAUAUAAGGGUUGUCAUGACUUCGUUGUGAACAACAUGCAUGGAAGAUUUGAGGUUCUUGCACACUCUCUUUAUGUGGAUGGGGAUACCCAGGUAGAACAAUACACUGAUGAUUAUGAGGAUAUGCCUCCACCGAUGACCAAAGAAACUCGCGAAUCUGUUCUUGAAUUGAAUGAUAAACUUCAAAAGCAGACAAUUUCAUCUACGAGUAGGCUGCCUCCUGAGAUGCAACAACAAAAGGCAAACAAGUGCAGCACAUGCAAUGUUUCUUUUGAGGACUCUAAACAGUACAGGGAACACCACAAGAGUGAGUGGCACAAGCACAAUAUGAAGCGCAAGACGAGGCAACUCCCACCCCUUACCGAGGAAGAGUGCUUGGCAGACAUGGAACUGGGUGACUCAAAAUCUGAUUUGAAGGAUUAUUCAUUUUGAGUUGAUAAUCAUCAAAUUGUAGAUGUUACUGGAUAAUCAUCUAAUUCGAGUCUAGUGUGUAUACUUAGUUCAAUUUUGUCUUGCAUAGUCUGAGUGAUAGUAAAAUGCUUAACCAAUGCUUACAUGGGAAUACUUGUAAUAAAAAUACUCCAAAGUAGUCUAUGUCUUUUCAAGGAUUAA